Sclerotinia borealis F-4128 is the source of this 1995-nucleotide messenger RNA. NCBI's taxonomy places the organism in Eukaryota, Fungi, Ascomycota, Leotiomycetes, Helotiales, Sclerotiniaceae. The record is from the annotation of a GenBank genome assembly.
AUGGCACAAUCACAUCCCUCAAAACCCACCAAAAAUGCUGGAGGGGUCGGGGGUAAGGGAGCGCAAGGAGGGGCUAAAGGCAAAAAGGGUUCUUCUGCAGGUGGAGGGGGAAAGAAAGAAGAUGAGAGGGAGGAGACAUUGCAGGCUGUUGUGCUUGCGGAUUCGUUCGAGACGAGGUUUAAUCCCUUUACACUGGAUACUCCGAGAUGUCUAUUACCUCUAGCGAACACUCCUCUCAUCGAAUACACUCUCGAAUUUCUCGCCAUGUCGGGCGUCGCAGACAUCUACAUAUAUUCCGGAGCACACACCGAAAAGGUCGAACAAUACCUCCAAAACUCCAAAUGGGAUCCACAGAACUCGCCCUCGUCACCUUUUAGCAAACUCAUCAUUAUCAAAACUACGGCUCAUUCGGUGGGUGAUGCGAUGCGAGAUUUGGAUUCGCGGAAUUGGAUUACUGGGGAUUUCCUCCUGGUUCAUGGGGAUUUGGUCUCGAAUCUACCGAUUGGUGCUGCGUUGGCUGCACAUAGAGCGAGGAGAUAUGCGAAUAAAAAUGCUAUUAUGACCAUGGUUUUGAGGUCGGGUGGAUUGGGAGAUCAUCGAACAAAGUCGAAUGGUAUUACACCUGUAUUUGUCUUGGAUCCUACUAAGAAUCGAUGUCUUCAUUACGAGGAGAUGAAUCCCCUUCAAUCGAAUAAAUAUCUCAGCCUCGAUCCGGAUUUACUUUCAGAAAAUUCCGAAAUAGAGAUUCGAACGGAUUUUAUCGACUGUGGUAUUGAUAUUUGUACACCGGAUGUGUUAGCAUUAUGGGCGGAAUCUUUCGAUUACGAGGUACCUAGGAGGCACUUUCUACAUGGAGUGUUGAAAGAUUAUGAGUUGAAUGGAAAGACCAUUCAUACGGAAAUUGUAACGGAUCAUUAUGCAGCUAGAGCAUCCAAUCUACAAGCGUAUGAAGCUAUAACCAAGGAUGUCCUAGGGAGAUGGACAUAUCCUAUUGUUCCAGACAGCAAUUUAGUCGCAGGACAAACAUACAAAUUCCAACGAGGUGGAUAUUGCAAAGAAAAUGGUGUUAUACUAGCUCGAACAUGCAAGAUUGGUAAGAGGACAGUUCUGGGGGCAGGUACGAGUGUAGGAGAUGGCUCUACGAUUGUCAAUAGUACUAUUGGUAGGGGAUGUCGAAUUGGGAAGAAUGUCACGAUUCAGAAUGCCUACAUAUGGGAUGAUGUAGUCAUUGGCGAUGGAUCGUCUGUGAAUAUGGCAAUUAUUGCCAACAAUGUUUUGGUUGGACAAAAAUGCAAGAUUAAUGAAGGAUCGCUUCUUUCAUUCGGUGUUCGCAUAGCUGAUGGGAAGGAAAUUAUCAAUGGAUCACGUAUUACACGGGGACAGAAAAUAACGGAUGACGAUGAUACAUCAGUGCCUACACCCACUGAUCCAAAAGUUGUCGGAGAUGGCGGAGAAGGGUAUGAAUUUAUCGAUGAUGAAGAAUUCGAAGAUGAAGAAUCCAGCGCCUUUCAUUCUAGUCUCAUAUACUCAACCCAACAUCUCAACAUCUCCAGCGAAUCUAUCUCGACCAUCUCAUCUGAAGUAUCUGCCGGCGAAAUCGAUACUCGGUCCCGUCACUCCAGUUUCGCAGGUUCCAUCUCUGAUGAUGAACAUGGCCAAGGUUUCUCGGAAACUUUCCACCACGAUGCUGUUCAGGGGCUCUUAGAUACUCUCAGAGAAAACGGUGAUUUCGACAGCGCAAAAUUAGAGUUUAUGGGUCUCCGACUCAGCAACGACGCUGACGAUUAUCAAAUCCGUCGAGCCAUCGGAGCCGCAUUUACGAAAUUCAUUGCGGAAUUAGUGACCUCCGGAACUAAAAAUGCAAGUGAAGCAACCGUUCAAGCAAUAAAUGUAGCCGGGGCGCAAAAAUUCUUGGAAGAAGUUGCCAUUGGCAUUGAAAAGGAAGAGGCGGAAUGGGGCGGCGGUGAUGGCGAGUUUGUGUCAGAAAUUGUAUGA